Molecule: messenger RNA, 418 nt
Organism: Staurois parvus
Lineage: Eukaryota; Metazoa; Chordata; Amphibia; Anura; Ranidae
Source: the annotation of a GenBank genome assembly
UGCCCCAUCAUUGGUGUCAGUGGGAAGAAUCGUGCCCCAUCAUUAGUGUCAGUGGGAGGAAUAGUGCCCCAUCAUUGGUGUCAGUGGGAAGAAUCGUGCCCCAUCAUUGGUGUCAGUGGGAGGAAUAGUGCCCCAUCAUUAGUGUCAGUGGGAGGAAUAGUGCCCCAUCAUUGGUGUCAGUGGGAAGAAACGUGCCCCAUAAUUGGUGUCAGUGGGAGGAAUAGUGCCCCAUCAUUAGUAUCAGUGGGGGGAGGAAUAGUGCCCCAUCAUUGGUGUCAGUGGGAGGAAUAGUGUCCCAUCAUUGGUAUCAGUGGGAGGAAGUGUCCCAUCAUUGGUGUCAGUGGGAAGAAAAGUGCCCCAUCUUUGGUGUCAGUGGGGGGGAAUAGUGCCCCAUCAUUGGUGUCAGUGGGGGGGAUAG